Molecule: messenger RNA, 3243 nt
Organism: Lasiodiplodia theobromae
Lineage: Eukaryota; Fungi; Ascomycota; Dothideomycetes; Botryosphaeriales; Botryosphaeriaceae
Product: Isoleucyl-tRNA synthetase
Exons: 2
Coding region: 1-3243 (1080 amino acids)
Biological process (GO): isoleucyl-tRNA aminoacylation
Molecular function (GO): tRNA binding; isoleucine-tRNA ligase activity; aminoacyl-tRNA deacylase activity
Source: RefSeq, a predicted model, not a curated record
AUGUCCAUCUCCUUCCCCAAGGAAGAGGAGCGCAUCCUCGCCCUCUGGAAAGAGAUCGACGCCUUCCGCCGCCAGGUUGAGCUUUCUAAGGGCAAGCAGCCCUACACCUUCUACGAUGGCCCGCCCUUUGCGACCGGCCUGCCGCACUACGGCCACUUGCUCGCAUCGACCAUCAAGGACAUUAUUCCGCGCUACUGGUCCAUGAAGGGUCGCUAUGUCGAGCGCCGCUUCGGCUGGGACACCCACGGCGUGCCCAUUGAGCACGAGAUCGACAAGAAGCUGGGCAUGAGCGGCAAGGAUGCCGUUGAGAAGCUGGGUCUGGCUCAAUACAACGAGGAGUGUCGCGCUAUUGUCAUGCGCUUCGCCGCCGAGUGGCGUCAGACCAUCGAUCGUCUGGGUCGCUGGAUCGACUUUGACAACGAUUACAAGACCAUGAACCCUCAGUUCAUGGAGUCCGAGUGGUGGGUUUUCAAACAGCUGUUCGACAAGAACUCCGUCUACCGCGGCUUUAAGGUCAUGCCGUACUCGACCGCCCUCAACACCCCGCUUAGCAACUUCGAGGCUCAGCAAAACUACAAGGAUGUCCAGGACCCCGCUGUCGUCAUCUCAUUCCCUCUUCUCGACGACCCCAACACUGCCUUCCUUGCCUGGACCACCACCCCAUGGACCCUGCCUUCGCACACUGGUCUCGCUGCCAACCCCAACUUCGAGUAUAUCAAGAUCCUCGACGAGGCUUCAGGCAAGCACUACAUUCUUCUCGAGUCGCUAUUGAGGACGCUCUACAAGGACCCGAAGAAGGCCAAGUUCAAGAUCGUCGAGAAGAUUCAGGGCAAGGCGAUGGAGGGUUGGAAGUACGAGCCACCGUUUGACUACUUCAAGUCCGAGUUCAAGGACUUUGGUUUCAAGCUCUGCCUCGCGGAUUACGUUACGGCCGACAGCGGUACCGGUAUUGUCCACAACGCACCUGCCUUCGGUGAGGACGAUUACGCCGUUUCGCUCAAGGAGGGUAUUAUCAACGAGACUCGCCCGCCGCCGAACCCGGUCGAUGACACCGGCCGCUUCACCGCCGAGGUCCGUGACUUCGUUGGCCAGCACGUGAAGGAGGCAGACAGAGCUAUUAUCAAGCACCUCAAGGCUGCUGGACGUGUCGUCGUUGACAGCCAGGUUACUCACAGUUAUCCUUUCUGCUGGCGUUCCGAUACCCCGCUUAUUUACCGCGCCGUUCCGUCGUGGUUCGUCAAGAUCCCGGAGAUCAUUCCGGACAUGCUUAAGGGCAUCGAGGAGUCUCACUGGGUUCCCUCCUUUGUUAAGGAAAAGCGUUUUGCUAGCUGGAUUGCCAAUGCUCGUGACUGGGCUGUUUCCCGCAACCGUUACUGGGGUACUCCCAUCCCGCUCUGGUGCAGUGAGGAUUUCAAGGAGAUUGUCUGCGUGGGCAGCAUCCAGGAGCUGAAGGAGCUGAGCGGCUACGAGGGCGAGAUCACCGACCUCCACCGCCACCACAUCGACCACAUCACCAUCCCGAGCAAGCAGGGCAAGGGCGUUCUGAGGAGAAUACCCGAGGUCUUCGACUGCUGGUUUGAGUCGGGCAGCAUGCCUUACGCUUCUCAGCACUACCCCUUCGAGAACCAGGACCACUUCAAUGCUUCUUUCCCUGGUGACUUCAUCGCUGAGGGUCUGGAUCAGACUCGCGGCUGGUUCUACACCAUGACCGUUCUCGGUGUCCACCUCUUUGGCAAGCUUCCUUUCAAGAACUGCGUUGUUAACGGCAUUGUGCUUGCAGAGGAUGGCAAGAAGAUGUCGAAGAGGUUGAAGAACUACCCUGAUCCCUCCAAGAUCAUGGACGAGUAUGGCUCUGACGCCCUUCGUCUCUACCUCAUCAACUCUCCUGUCGUGCGUGCCGAGCCUCUGAGGUUCAAGGAGGCCGGUGUCAGGGAAAUCGUCUCCAAGGUUCUGUUGCCGUUGUGGAACAGCUAUAACUUCUUCGAGCAGCAGGUCGCUCUGCUGAAGAAGGUGGCAAAUGUUGACUUCAAGUUCGACCCCAAGAUCCAAGAGACGAACACCAAUGUCAUGGACCGUUGGAUCCUGGCCAGCUGCCAGAGUCUGCUUAAGUUCGUCAACCAGGAGAUGAAUGGCUACAGGCUGUACACUGUCGUCCCGAGGUUACUGGGACUCAUUGAGAACACGACCAACUGGUACAUCAAGCUCAACCGUCGCCGCCUAAAGGGCGAGUAUGGUAUGGACGACACCAUUCACGCCCUGAACACCUUGUUCGAUGUUAUCUUCACCUUGGUCCGUGGCCUCGCCCCUUUCACUCCUUUCCUCACCGACAACAUUUAUCAACGCCUUCUUCCCCUUAUUCCCGAUCACCUGCAUGCCGAGGACUCACGCAGUGUCCACUUCCUUGCUUUCCCCGAGGUUCGUGAGGAGCUCUUCGAUGAGGUUGUCGAGCGUCGCGUUGGCCGCAUGCAGGCCGUCAUUGACCUGGGCCGUGUUUCGCGCGAGCGCCGCAACAUUGGUCUCAAGACCCCUCUGAAGACGAUCGUCAUCAUCCACCCAGACCAGCAGUACCUCGAUGACGUCAAGAGUCUCGAGGGCUACAUCUGCGAGGAGAUGAACGUCCGUGACCUCAUUCUCUCGGCCGAUGAGGACAAGUACAACGUCCAGUACUCGGUCUCUGCCGACUGGGCAGUUCUUGGCAAGAAGCUCAAGAAGGACGCCGUCAAGGUCAAGAAGGCUCUUCCGUCGUUGAGCAGCGAUGAUGUCAAGGGCUACCUUAAGACCGGCAGUAUCACUGUCGAUGGCAUUCAGCUCGGCUCUGAGGAUCUCCUCGUCAAGCGUGGUCUUAAGGAGGACGGCGCCUCCAAGGCACAGGAGGUCAACACUGACAAUGAUGUCCUCAUCAUCCUCGACUGCGAGACCUACCCCGAGCUCCAGCAGGAGGGUAUCGCGCGUGAGAUCAUCAACCGCGUCCAGCGUCUGCGCAAGAAGGCCGGCCUCGUCCCUACCGACGAUGUUGGCAUGCAGUACCGCAUUCUCGGUGACCCGGAUAAGGUCGGCCUCGAGGGCGUGUUCGAGAGCCACGCCAGCCUUAUGGAGAAGGCGUUGAGGAGACCACUGGACAAGCACGUCAUCACGGAAGUGGAGGGCCAGGGCCCGGAGACGGUGAAGAGCAGCGAGCUCAUCAUGGAGGAGGAGCAGGAAGUGCAAAAGGCAACGUUCAUGCUUAGAUUGGUGAAGUUGUAG